Messenger RNA from Chanos chanos (milkfish), 4308 nucleotides. It is a transcript of the gene sec63, whose product is annotated as SEC63 homolog, protein translocation regulator. The record is from RefSeq and is a predicted model, not a curated record. NCBI's taxonomy places the organism in Eukaryota, Metazoa, Chordata, Actinopteri, Gonorynchiformes, Chanidae. The transcript is spliced from 21 exons. Gene Ontology annotation, molecular function: RNA binding; transmembrane protein transporter activity. Bases 40 to 2313 code for a protein of 757 amino acids. Gene Ontology annotation, biological process: post-translational protein targeting to endoplasmic reticulum membrane; SRP-dependent cotranslational protein targeting to membrane. Gene Ontology annotation, cellular component: Sec62/Sec63 complex.
AGCAGCGGUGAAGAAGGUGCUCUCCAGUGCCGCUGCGAAAUGGCUGGACAGCAGUUUCAGUACGACGACAGCGGCAACACAUUUUUCUACUUCCUAACGUCCUUUGUUGGACUAAUUGUCAUCCCAGCCACUUACUACCUCUGGCCCCGGGAUCAGAAUGCAGAGCAGUUACGGCUGAAGAACCUGAGGAGGGUCCACGGACGAUGCCUUUGGUACCGCUUGCGCUUGAUGAAGUCACAGCAGAGCAUCGUCCCCACGUUAAAAAAGGGAGUGUUGCUAUGUGGCUGGGCGCUGUUUCUCUUCCUGGCCUAUAAGGUGUCCAAAUUGGACAGAGAGUACCAGGAGUAUAACCCCUAUGAAGUCCUUGGCCUCGACCCGAGUGCGUCUAUGGCUGAGAUUAAGAAGCAGUACAGGGUGCUGUCACUCAAAUUCCAUCCUGAUAAAGGAGGAGACGAGAGCACGUUCAUGAGAAUAGCCACAGCAUACUCCGCUUUGACCAAUGAGGAGUCGCGAAAUAAUUGGAUAAAGCACGGCAACCCAGAUGGUCCAAGAGCGACAAGUUUUGGCAUCGCGCUCCCUGCGUGGAUUGUUGACCAGAAGAACUCCAUGCUGGUGCUGCUGGUGUAUGGUUUGGCUUUCAUGGUCAUUCUUCCUGUGGUUGUGGGAACAUGGUGGUAUCGCUCCAUUCGUUACAGUGGUGAUCAGAUUCUCAUCAACACAACUCAACUCUACAUGCACUUUAUGUAUAAAACGCCCAACAUGAACAUGAAACGGUUAAUUAUGGUUUUAACAGCAGCGUUUGAGUUUGACCCACGCAGCAACAAAGAAGCCAUAAUAAGACCGACAGACAACAUAGAAGUCCCUCAGCUAAUCCGAGAGCUGGGCAACAUCAACGUGAAGAAGAAGGAACCGCCGUUCUGUUACCCGUACAGUCUAAAGGCCCGGGUUCUGGUCCUCACACACCUGGCCCGAAUGGAAGUCUCAGAGAACAUAGAGGAGGACCAGAGGUUCGUGGUGAGGAAGUGCCCCGCCCUGCUUCAGGAGAUGAUCAACGUGGGCUGCCAGCUUACCAUGAUGGCUAACAGCAGAGGAGAGAGCGGGAUCCACGCUCCCAGGCUGGUGUCCAUAGAGAACUGUAUGAAGUUGACUCAGAUGGUAGUCCAAGGUCUGCAGGAGUCCAAGUCUCCUCUGCUCCAGCUACCUCACUUUGAGGAGGAGCACCUCCGAUUCUGCAUUUCCAAGAAGUAUAAGGUGCGCAGCCUGCAGGACCUGGUGAGUCUGAAGGACUCGGAGCGGAGGAAUAUGCUGCGUUUCCUGGGAGAGGAGAAGUACGACGAAGUCAUGGCCGUGCUCGGAAGUUUCCCCAGUGUUACCAUGGACAUCAAACUACAAGUGCUGGAUGAUGAGGACAGCAACAACAUCACAGCAGGGUCUAUUGUCACGGUUACGGUUACCUUGACGAGGAGGAGAAUGGCCGAUGUGUUUGAGAAGGAGCCGGACUCCCAAGAUGCAGCGGAUGAGGCCAACGCGGAGGAAACGCAAGGUGACACUGCCAAGAACAAAACCAAAGUUUGGCAGAACAAAACAAAAGGAGCGAAAAAAUCCCAAAAGUCCAAAAAGAAGAAACUGACCAAGAAGAAGCCAUCCGUCCAGCAGCAGGCCAAGAGUGAAAAGCCCAAACAAGCCAAUGGGAACGUGGCAGGAAACGAAGUGGCUGCAGUGGCGAAGGAGGAAGAGGAAGAUGUGUCAGACAAAGGCAGCGAAUCAGACGAGGCCGAGGGGAACAAGGACACAGCCAGCGAAAGAGACGACGAGAGCGAGAAACAGAGCGACACAGAGAUGGACGAGGUGGCCGGAGAUGACGAAGAGGAGUGGGAGGCCCUUCAGCAGAGUAUCCAGCGACGGGAACGCGCCCUCCUGGAGACCAAGUCGAAGAUCACGCACCCGGUCUACAGUCUGUUCUUCCCCGAGGAGAAGCAGGAAUGGUGGUGGCUAUACAUCGCAGACCGCAGGGAGCAAACCCUGGUCUCCAUGCCCUACCACGUCUGCACGCUCAAAGACACAGAGGAGGUUGAGCUGAAAUUCCCCGCUCCAUCCAAAACAGGAAACUACCAGUAUAAUGUCAUCCUUCGCUCAGAUUCCUAUUUGGGAUUAGAUCAGAUUAAACCACUCAAGUUGGAGGUGCACGAAGCGAAGGCUAUGGUGGAUAACCACCCGCAGUGGGAUAUACCUGAGACUGAGGAAGAGGAGGAGGACCAGGAGGACAGCGACGGAAUCGAGGAGUCAGAGGAAGAUGAUGAAGAUAACGAUUAGACAGUCGGACUCGUCUGCUCAACGCCCGCUGUCUGGAGUACAGGCCAUAAAGGACUCCGACUCAGCACACACACACACACACACACAGCAGCAGCAACAACAACAACAAGACUCACAUACACUUGAACCAUCAACUCCCUCUUCCCCUGUCCACAGCAUAACUACAAUCACCAACACAUGGUGUACUAAAUAAACAAUACUUUACGCUUCCUGUAUUCCAGCAGACACAACCAUUUACACACACUCACACACACACACACACACACAAACACGCACUUGUCGUGGACUCCAGUGCCAGCGUUUUCCCAUGAUGCAGUUGGCCCGUGUCAAGUUGCUGGGUUGUUCCCAGAUUCCUGCUCCUGUUUUCGGAGUAUGUGACCAACCUCCAUGGAAAAAAUAAAAAAUGAAAAAAAAUAAUAAUAGAAACAAAAAAUAAAAAAAAAAACAGACUGAACCCCAAACAAGAAAACAGAACUCACGACUUAUCAUUUGUUAACGCUAUGAAUAUUCAUAUUCUAGAUUUUUCGUUAUCACCCAGGUGGCAUUGCGUUGACCCUGCCCCAUGGUUUGUGCAGUGUAAACAGUGGUGACUCUGGACUGUGACAAGGUUAUGUCAGUGUGUUUUAUUAAGAUGAAAGGUAGAGGUGUUGGGGCUGUUUUGUUUUCUUUUGAGGGUGUUUUUUUUUUUUGCUUUUCUUAGAUGCAAAAGCAUCUCGGAAUUUACUCCUCCUUGGAAUAAUGAUGAGUAUCCAUUUACCACCGACAGCGCCGUUCUGGAGAGAAACUUCCCUUUCUUUUGGAUUAUGUAUCGCUGCACACAGUUCACGGCCAGACCUACAGUUUAUUCCAGCCCUUAUCUUCAGUCUCACCUCGCACGUAAUCUUAGUCCUAAUCUCGGCCCUAAUCCUAAUCCAGUCCGCAGCCAGGCAGAAGCUCCGUUAAAGAUCUGUUUAUAUACACUCUGCUCCUUGUUCUGUUGCGCCGGAGGAAGAUCCCUUGAGAAUCGAGGUCUUUGAACGCUCAGAAUUUGGAAUCUGUUUGUCGUUGGUUUAUCUCUCAGGCGGUAAAACGGUUUGUGACUGUCCGCAGUAGUACUGGGGGGAAAAGCUGUGCCGAGUGAUUUGUUAUCUCUGCGUCAGGCUGAGGUUACAGUCAGACUAGUUUAGGAGUGAACAUUAUGGUUUGUGAGAUGCUGAGUAAUUAAUCGGUGUAUAUGUUGUGUAAUCUCCACUUUGCUGUGGCAGAAGACGACUAAGGUUAACCCGAUCAAUAAAUCAAUGGCUUUUAGAUCCACAGGAGAUGAACCAGCUGCUCACUUCAGAUGCAACAUCCUCAGUGUGUCCACAUGUCAUUUGUACGGCUCUGAUUGGAUAUAUCAGAAUCGUACGGAUACGGUCUUUCUAUGUGGCGUUUUUUGUUUUCUUUGUUUUGUUUUGUUGACAUUCCACUUCUCCAUUUGGAACGCCUUAUGUUCAUUUACAUGUUGGACUGUUUUGCCCGUUAAGGAGUCAUGCUGACAUGAGUUUAUAGGAUUUUGUUUUGUUUUAGCUGUUUGGGUUUUUUUUUUUUUGUUUUUUUUUUUAGGAUUAUCAUUGUGGAAUUUCUCUUUUGUUUUUUUUGUUGUUCGUAAAACAAACUACAUUUAAAAGUCCUUCUGCCUUUGUUUUAAACUAAUUCUGAUAAAAAGGCUGCUCUGUCGUUCUCUACUUAGGGUUUUUAAUCACACUGGCUGGUGUAACAGACACCACAACCAAGAAGAGUUCAUUUGCAUUUUUAUAUGUCCAUUUUUUUUCCCUGUUCCCUCACAUAGAUGAAGGCUGAGGAGAACGGAUUUUCAAGGGAGAUUCUAAGUGUGUGUGUGAAGGGGGGGGGGGGGGGGGUGUCGAUUCUGUCCCUCCCCCUUUGCAAAGGUAGGGCAAAGAUUGGAGUAAGAGGGAGAUUGCCCACUGUUUGCUAAUCUUUCAUCUGUUCUAUCAGUUUGUUGGAAGGACGGGG